CGGCGGGGGCCCCUCAUGGCGCUCAGCCUGGACCGCGAGGCCUUCUCGCGGCGGCUGCGGCGGCUCUACGCCAGCUGGCAGAAAGGGGAGGAUGAGCUCGGGGGCGUCGACGCCAUCGCCGUGGCCGUGGGGGUGGACGAGGAGAUCGUGUACGCCAAAUCCACCGCGCUGCAGACGUGGCUGUUCGGCUACGAGCUGACGGACACGGUGAUGCUGUUCUGCGAGGAGCGCGCGCUGUUCCUGGCCAGCCGCAAGAAGGUCGAGUUCCUCAAGCAGGUGGCCCAGGGCAAGGCCGAGGGGGCCAACGGGCUGCCGGCCAUCACGCUGCUGGUCCGGGAGAAGAACGAGAGCAACAAGGCCAACUUUGAGAAGCUGCUGGAGGCCCUCAAGAGCAGCCGGGGCGGGCGGCGCCUCGGGGUCUUCUCCAAGGACAAAUUCCCGGGGGAGUUCAUGAAGAGCUGGAACGACGCCCUCAGCAAGGAGGGCUUCGAGAAGGUGGACGUGAGCGCGGCCGUGGCGCAGGCCAUGGCGGCCAAGGAGGAGGUGGAGCUGCAGCUGAUGCGCAAGGCGGCCGCCAUCACCUCCGAGGUCUUCACCAAGUUCUUCAAGGAGCGCGUCAUGGAGAUCGUCGACGCCGACGAGAAGGUGCGGCACAGCAAGCUGGCCGAGGCCGUGGAGAAGGCCAUCGAGGAGAAGAAGUACCUGGCGGGCGCCGACCCCUCGGCCGUGGAGAUGUGCUACCCCCCCAUCAUCCAGAGCGGCGGCAACUACAACCUCAAGUUCAGCGUGGUCAGCGACAAGAGCCACAUGCACUUCGGGGCCAUCACCUGCUCCAUGGGCAUCCGCUACAAGUCCUACUGCUCCAACCUGGUGCGCACGCUGAUGGUGGACCCCAGCCAGGACAUGCAGGAGCACUACGGCUUCCUGCUGCAGCUGCAGGAGGUGCUGCUGCGCGAGCUGCGCCACGGCGCCAAGCUCUGCGACGUCUACGCCGCCGUCAUGGACGUGGUCAAGAAGCAGCGGCCGGAGCUGCUGGGCAAGAUCACCAAGAAUUUGGGGUUCGCCAUGGGCAUCGAGUUCCGCGAGGGCUCCCUGGUCAUCAACAGCAAGAACCAGCAGCGCCUCAAGAAGGGGAUGGUUUUCAGCGUCAACGUGGGGCUGUCGGAGCUGCCGGCGCGGGACGGGAAGCGGCCGGAGGAGCGGACGUACGCGCUCUUCAUCGGCGACACCGUCAUGGUGGACGAGGACGGCCCGGCCGUGGUUCUCACCUCGGUGAAGAAGAAAGUGAAAAACGUCGGAAUUUUCCUCAAGAACGAGGACGAGGACGAGGAGGAGCCGGACAAGGACGCGGCCGAGGAUCUCCUGGGCCGCAGCUCCCGCGCCGCCCUCCUGACCGAGCGCACACGGGUGGGUCCUUACACUGACCGCUGACCACUGACCACUGACCUCCCGGAUUUCCCCCCGAAUUCCCGGGUUCCCCGCCCCGGCAGGGCGCGGAAGUCCAACGUGUCGUACAAGAGCGCGGCGCUGCUGCCCAAGGAGCCGCACGUGCGGGAGAUGAAGAUCUACAUCGACAAGAAGUACGAGAGCGUCAUCAUGCCGGUCUUCGGCAUCGCCACGCCCUUCCACAUCGCCACCAUCAAGAACAUCAGCAUGUCGGUGGAGGGCGACUACACCUACCUGCGCAUCAACUUCUUCUGCCCGGGCAGCGCCCUGGGCCGCAACGAGGGCAACAUCUUCCCCAACCCCGAGGCCACCUUCGUCAAGGAGAUAACCUACCGGGCGUCCAACCUGAAGCCGCCGGGCGAGUCGACGGUGCCGGCGUCCAACCUGCAGAACGCCUUCCGCAUCAUCAAGGAGGUGCAGAAGCGCUACAAGACCCGGGAGGCCGAGGAGAAGGAGAAGGAGGGCAUCGUCAAGCAGGACUCGCUGGUCAUCAACCUCAACCGCAGCAACCCCAAGCUGAAGGACCUCUACAUCCGGCCCAACAUCGCCCAGAAGCGCAUGCAGGGCGCGCUGGAGGCCCACGUCAACGGGUUCCGUUUCACGUCGGUGCGGGGGGACAAGGUGGACAUCCUGUACAACAACAUCAAGCACGCCGUGUUCCAGCCCUGCGACGGCGAGAUGAUCAUCGUGCUGCACUUCCACCUCAAGAACGCCAUCAUGUUCGGCAAGAAGCGGCACACGGACGUGCAGUUCUACACCGAGGUGGGCGAGAUCACCACCGACCUGGGCAAGCACCAGCACAUGCACGACCGCGACGACCUCUACGCCGAGCAGAUGGAGCGGGAGAUGCGGCACAAGCUGAAAACGGCCUUCAAGAACUUCAUCGAGAAGGUGGAGGCGCUGACCAAGGAGGAGCUGGAGUUCGAGGUGCCCUUCCGGGAGCUGGGGUUCAAUGGCGCCCCCUACCGCAGCACCUGCCUCCUGCAGCCCACGAGCAGCGCCCUGGUGAACUGCACCGAGUGGCCGCCGUUCGUGGUGACGCUGGACGAGGUGGAGCUGAUCCACUUUGAGCGGGUGCAGUUCCACCUGAAGAACUUCGACCUGGUGAUCGUGUACAAGGACUACGCGCGCAAGGUGACGAUGAUCAACGCCAUCCCCGUGGCCUCGCUCGACCCCAUCAAGGAGUGGCUCAACUCCUGUGACCUCAAGUACACCGAGGGGGUUCAGUCCCUCAACUGGACCAAGAUCAUGAAAACCAUCGUGGACGACCCCGAGGGCUUCUUCGAGCAGGGGGGGUGGAGCUUCCUGGAGCCCGAGGGGGAGGGCUCGGAGGCGGAGCCGGGGGAGUCGGAGUCGGAGCUGGAGGACGAGACCUUCAACCCCUCGGAGGAGGACGAGGAGGAGGAGGAGGACAGCGACGAGGAUUAUUCCUCCGAGGCCGAGGAGUCAGAGUACUCCAAGGACUCCCUGGGCAGCGAGGAGGAGAGCGGGAAGGACUGGGACGAGCUGGAGGAGGAGGCGCGCAAAGCCGACCGCGAGAGCCAGUACGAGGAGGAGGAGGAGCGGGGGCGGGGCCGGAAGCGGAAGGGGCUCCCGGGGCGGGGCCGCCACCCCCCCCAGAAAAAGAAGAGGAAGUAG
Pseudopodoces humilis (Tibetan ground-tit) is the source of this 3084-nucleotide messenger RNA. The record is from RefSeq and is a predicted model, not a curated record. Lineage: Eukaryota; Metazoa; Chordata; Aves; Passeriformes; Paridae.